UUGAGCAAAAAGAAUAUGAGAAAGAUGAUCUCCUUAAGAUUAACAAGCUUCAUAUUGGUUGUUUGUCUUCUUGUACAUGCUCUAAAUAACUCCUUAGCUCAUGCUCAACAAGCCAAAGUAGAAAUUAUCAAAUCAAGAAAAAAUCAUGCUUUUGCAAUAAAGGAAAUUGGAAACAAUAAUCCAAUUGCAAAGGCAACUUUGGCAGGAAGAAAAAUGGUUUCUACACAAAAGGGUCAAAAAUUUGAUGAUCUAAGGUGGAUAAACAACCCAAAUGAAGCUCUUUCAGGAAAUGAUAAUGAGAGGAAUGUCUUGAAGACUCCUAAUUCUAUGGUAUCACUUGAUGUUUCACUUAAUAAGGUGGAGAUCAAGGCAUUUUUUAAUUCAAGAAACUCAAAGCCAACAUUCAGCAACUCCAUCAAGGAAAAGAUAACUCAAGAUUAUGAGUCAAGAGCUAGAAAAGAUAAUGAGUCAAAUAGACUUUUAGAAGCUUCUAAAGAGAUUAUGAAGCUAAUGGAUAGAGAUUAUGGAGGAAGGAAGCCCCCUAUUAAGCGAAGGUCACCCAUUAACAACCAUAAUACCAAACAUUAAAACAAAAACUACUUAUAUUAUAGGGUAGGCUGAGAGAAGGAUAGAUUUAGUGAGACUCAAAUUUUUAACUUUUUCUAAGAAGUGAUACUUAUUUUUCAACUGAAACAAUACUGAUUCUCACAC
Molecule: messenger RNA, 711 nt
Organism: Amaranthus tricolor (Joseph's coat)
Lineage: Eukaryota; Viridiplantae; Streptophyta; Magnoliopsida; Caryophyllales; Amaranthaceae
Exons: 5
Coding region: 16-588 (190 amino acids)
Biological process (GO): regulation of root meristem growth
Molecular function (GO): growth factor activity
Source: RefSeq, a predicted model, not a curated record